Entelurus aequoreus (snake pipefish) is the source of this 1721-nucleotide messenger RNA. Its product is annotated as retinol-binding protein 2-like. The coding region runs from base 180 to 1331 and encodes 383 amino acids. Gene Ontology annotation, cellular component: cytosol; nucleus. Gene Ontology annotation, biological process: NAD+ biosynthetic process; fatty acid transport. The transcript is spliced from 8 exons. The record is from RefSeq and is a predicted model, not a curated record. Gene Ontology annotation, molecular function: fatty acid binding; nicotinamide-nucleotide adenylyltransferase activity; nicotinate-nucleotide adenylyltransferase activity. NCBI's taxonomy places the organism in Eukaryota, Metazoa, Chordata, Actinopteri, Syngnathiformes, Syngnathidae.
AGCAGCUGAUCUGAGUUAGUUCAAUCAAUCUUGAUGGCGUUAAGACCAAAAUAAAGUCAUAAUCAAGAUCUUGAGCACUUGGCGGAUUCACACAAGUAACUGUGGACGAAAAAUGACGUCUUUCUUUACCCAACUGGAACUGAAAGUGUUUCUGGGUUAGCCGUGUUCUAGAAUGAGGCAUGGAGGAUGAGAGGAGAACAAGGGUGGUCCUUCUGGCAUGUGGGUCCUUUAACCCUGUCACCAACAUGCACUUGAGGAUGUUUGAACUGGCCCGAGAUCACCUGGAAGACACAGGGCGCUACAAGGUGGUGAAAGGCAUCAUCUCUACAGUUGGGGAUGGUUACAAGAAGAAAGGGCUGAUUGAGGCUUUCCAUCGUGUGAAAAUGGCCAGACUGGCCACAGACAACUCCGAGUGGAUCACUGUGGAUGCGUGGGAAAGCUUGCAGCCUGAGUGGGUGGAGACAGCCAAAGUGAUUCGGCAUCAUUGCUCACAGCUGACAGCAGACAGCGAGCAGGACGGUGACAACGUAGACACCGUCAAGUACGCCAAAAAGAGACGCAUUGAGGAGAAUUAUGUUGAGAGUGCAUCUCAUCACAACAACGGAGUAAGCCCACAUCUCAUGAUACUAUGCGGCGCCGACGUUCUGGAGUCCUUCAGUAUCCCCAACAUGUGGAAGCAGGAAGACAUUGCCGAGAUCGUGGGCCGCUUCGGCAUGGUGUGCGUCACGCGCGGCCGUGCCGAGCCCUACAAGUUCAUCUACCAGUCAGACGUGCUGUGGAAGCAUCGCCAGAACAUUCACGUGGUCCCCGAGUGGGUCACCAACGACAUCUCCUCCACUCACGUGCGCCGGGCGCUUCGUCGCGGUCAGAGCGUCCGGUACCUGCUGCCAGACAGUGUGCUGUGCUACAUCCAAGAGCACCAACUCUACAGCGCUGAGAGCGAGCAGAAGAACGCCGGUGUGGUUCUCGCGCCCCUUCUGAAAUACGCAGAUAUUAACCCUUGCUUGAGACAGAUUGCUUUGAAAUUGAAACAGAAGAAAGUGAUUGAUCAGCAAGGCGACCAGUACAUCAUCAAAACAUGCAGCAUCUUUCGAAACUACACCCUCUCCUUCACAGUGUGCCAAGAGUUUGAGGAGUUCACAAAGGGGUUAGACAACAGGCACAUAAAGACGCUGGUGACCUGGGAGGGAAACAAGCUGGUCUGUCAACAGACUGGUGAGAAGAAGAACAGAGGAUGGAUUCAGUGGCUUGAAGAGGACAAGCUUCACCUAGAGAUAUUUUGUGAAGGACAAAUCUGCAAGCAGGUUUUCAAGAAAAGCUGCAGUGGUUGAAAUUCAUCAAGAUCCGAACAAGGGAUAAGAACAAGAGUGUGGGGUAGUGAAGUCUUAAAAAAUGGACUUUCAUUUUAUAAUUAAUUGAAGACAUCAUUGUAAGGACAUGUGUUUCAUCACAAGAGGGCAACCUUGGCCCUUGGAUAAUGUUUGUCCAAUUUAGCAACAUGGUGCUAGAGUUCUGCAUUAUUGUUUGCCCCCGAUCAGAAGAUUUUGUUUAGUUCUACAUUUUUAUGUCUGUAGUUUGAUGAGACAAUUGUGAGAUACAACAUUUUCUUCAUCAACACACAUUAAACCAGGGGCUUUCAAAAUGUUUCAAGGUAUCUGCUAAUCCCAGACUGUUAACUCGCUCACAUAAGAAGCCAAAAAUAAAUUAAUUUUGCAUUUGUG